CAGAUUUUCAUGGCCUACGGUAGGAAGGCACUAGGCAGUUCAAGACACAAGAUAUGAAUGAAGAUUAAUCGUUAAUGAAUGUGAAAAUGUAUGUUCUGCUCGUUUGCAUAAUCAACUUUUAUUUAAUAUGUAAUACUCAUUUAUAAAAAUUCAAGACAAGGAUGCAGUGAGGUCAAACAUGCUGAGUAAUUAUCAGCUGUUGGUGCUGGUGGUGGUGCUGCUAGAGCCGGAAAGUAGAGCCGUUCUGCACACUGUGACGGGGCCGUGUGACAGGACCAGGAAGGUGCACAUAGAGCCGUGGGGUGUGAUCACUGAUGGCCCACCAGGAUCUAACUACACUCAGGAUUCCCACUGCGAGUGGCUCAUCAAAGCUAACAGCAGUGAGCAAUUCAUCUCGCUCAACUUCACGUCCAUGGGGACAGAAUGUUCUUACGAUUAUGUUUAUGUGUACGACGGGGACUCUUUCAACUCUCCCAUGCUGGGGAGCUUCAGUGGCAAGACUCAACCUCAGACUGUUGUUGCCACAUCUGGUUUUAUGCUAGUGCUGCUCUACAGUGAUACAAACUAUGUCCUGGACGGGUUCCGUGCAGAGUAUUACAUCACAGACUGCCCAGCCAACUGUUCCGGCCACGGAACUUGUCUAGCUCACUCUUGUAUCUGUGAGAGUGGGUGGGGUGGGGUGGACUGCUCCCGCCCAUUGUGUCCCAGCCAGUGUGGCAUGGCGGCGGGGCGGGGUCGCUGUGUCCUGGGGCAGUGCCAAUGCUUCCCCGGCUACUCUGGCCAAGCCUGCAGUCUGUACAAGGCGGAUCCUGUUGGCAACACAUGGCACUGGCUGUACCAAGAGGGAGUGACUGCUAGGGCUGCGCACUCCGCUAUUUAUAUAAAUGAAACUGAUGCUCUCUACGUGUUCGGAGGAUACGAUCUCAAUUCAGUGCUGGGUGACCUGGUCGUGUUCAGGUUCAACCACAGUCAAUGGGAGGAUGAAGAAGGGAAGAUUAUCAAUAGUAUGACAGGAUUCAAUGACAAGUUGGAUGCUCGAAGGUUGGCUGCAGUGGGCAAAUGGGCGACAGUUGGCAGCUCUGAUGAUCAGUGGGGUGGACUGCAUCAUCGACCCAACUUUUUCUCUACUUUACUAUUCACCUCUGCCAUUGCCGACAACAACUCAAGGAUACAGAAACAUUCGGAAGCAAGCAGACACAGCGGGCGAGUUCACAGACAGGCAGGUGUGGAAGAAGAGUUUACACCCAGAAGACCAUCUCCUAGAUAUGCCCAUGCUGCAUGCAACUAUCCAGGUGGGUUUGUGCUGUACGGGGGUGUAAUGGAGGACAACAGGCUAUCGUCCGAGUUGUGGCUGUACCAGGUGGUGGGGGGCCGGUGGUCUCUACGAGCCCAAUUCUCCACCGUUCACCCCCCACCUCUUGCCCGCCACACACUCACGUUAGCCGAUGAUGGUUGGCUCUACAUUGUGGGCGGAUCUACCGAGCAGGGACAUUUCUCGUCCAAAAUUUUCAGGAUAAAACUGACCACAGUUGGUGGCUACGAGGCGUGGGAGGAAGUAGUGCCGCGGGGAGGCAAGGAGCUAGACGUGCGGCUGGUAGCACAUUCCACUGUUUACAACCCCCACGCCAAUGCUCUGCUGGUAUACGCUGGUAUUGUGGCCAAUGUCGCUAGGUUCAGCAAGCUCAGCGACCGCAUGUUCUCCUUCCAGUUAGACAGCAGACACUGGGCCGAGGUGCACUACCCCCGGGCUGAGCUGCCAGACACGUACGUGCCGCGUGAGCGAGCUUUCCACUCGGCUACUGUCAUCGGUAACUACCUGGUAGUAUUUGGCGGCUACACUCACAGACACAACAGAGAGGAGAUCUGCUAUGACAAACAGCUAUACCUGUAUCACCUGGGCUGUCACACAUGGGUCAGUCACGACAUCCUCGAUAACCUGGGCAAUGCAUCACACUACCCCAAGGUACAAGGGAUCUUCUCCCAUGCAGCUGCUCUCCGCAAUGGAAAUACGCUGCUGUUGUUCGGUGGCUAUCACGGCAAUGUCAACGCUGACCUGCUGGCCUUCGUCAUGCCUCCCACCAUUGCCAGCAGAGACGGGGAACCCUACGAACCAGAGCAGAUCUGCAGCAGACACCACAGUCUGUCGGCAUGCAGCGGAGACCCGGAGUGUGGUUGGUGUUCGGCUGACGAUGUCUGCUAUGGACGCACGCUGGGUAUCAACUGUACGACUAACCUGCAGACGACGCGAUGUCCUGGUGUGUGCCCUGCACUGGGCGACUGUCACAGCUGCCUGCUGCACGGUACCACGCGGCGUGAUGGCCUGCACUCCGUAGUUCACAAGCUGCACGCAGGCCAGUGCACUUGGUGCGUGCAGAAUGCCAGGUGUCACCACAAAGAUGACAAUUUUGGUGUGUGUGGACUGAAAGAGGACACACCAUCGCAGGUGGCGGGCUGGUGGGGUGACAAGGGUGCAGAGGUGAUGAGUGCUGAUGUAUGCAGAGAGGUGGACCGAAGGCCUGGACUCACCUUCCUCAAGUACAAGUACCCCGCCAAUCUCACGCAUCCAGAUUCCGUGAGUAUAAUCAACGCGACAACAGCUGACUUCAAUGCACUAAGUGUGACGAUGAGCCGAACAGAGCAGAACCUGGGUGGAGAGAUAACGGCCAGACUGCUGGGGUUCCUGAGGCCGCCCCACACUUGGGAGAACGCCAAGGAACAGCUGAGGAUAUGUGUGAGCCACUCCACUGCCACUCUGCGCCUUGAGUCUAUCACAAGCCAUCUGGAGGUGGUUGCUAACAUGAGUGCUGACCAGUCCAGCUGCGUGGCAGCACUGUGGCCCACAGGAGCUCCUACAGUGCUGCUCCCUGGCAGGUACCUGGUGGACUUUGAGGCUCGCAAGAACAUCACCAUCAGCCACUACCCCCCUGUACACUCCCACUCCAAGAUGGAGCUGCUGCACAACAAGACACAUGAGACGCCCAAGGUGUUUACGUUUGAGUAUCUGGAACCGUAUGAGGGCAAUGGCACGUGCAGCCAGUACACCAACUGUCUGCAAUGUCUGAGCGACUCACUGUGCGGUUGGUGCGAGGUGAUGCGUGAGUGCCAACCCCGUAGCAACGAUGAGCGGACCACCUGUCUCAGUGGUCCAGAAGAUUGGCACUACCUGACAAUCGUGCCCUGGCAAUGUGCCAACUGCUCCAACUUCAUUGACUGUGAGGACUGUGUCGGCUCGGGGAAGUGUGAGUGGUGGACGGAUGACGCCAGGUGUGCUCGACGCGGCAGGUCUACUAACGGAGUGGUAGAACUGUCAGCCUGCCCCGCUCCGUGUCACAGUCGGGAGAACUGUACUGAUUGCCUUGAUGGCAAUGGUCGCUGUGUCUGGUGUCAGGCUACUCAGGAGUGUUUCUCGUUUGCGGUUUAUACAUCGCAGUAUCAGUUUGGCAUGUGUCGUGAGUGGCUGGACCAGGCCUACCACUCGCCCCACUCACUCGCUCCACGUAACCAGGCCAGUGCUGCAUGCAACGUGUGUGGCCGCCAUGCCAACUGCUCAUCAUGCCUGCGCACGCUCGGUUGUGGCUGGUGCUACGAUCUUGACAACCCCAUCCAAGGUGCCUGUGUCCCAGGAGACUUCAGUCAGCCAUAUGUGGAGUCAUGCAGCUCAGUUGUGAACAUGAGACACAACAUGUCCCUGUACUCAGACGAGGUGAGUUGGUCAUAUGCACAGUGUCCAGACGUGGAUGAGUGCGGCCUGGGGCUGCAUGAUUGCCACCCCGAGGCUAAGUGUACCAACACGCACGGUUCGUACAGCUGCCAGUGUCGUCGUGGCUUCAUCGGCGACGGCAAGCACUCCUGCACUAAAACCUGCUACGACAAGUGUAUCAACGGCUACUGUGUGGGUUCACCGCAGUACUCAUGCAAGUGUGAUCUGGGCUGGACAGGCUCUGACUGUGGCACCAACUGUGGCUGUAACAACCACUCCACCUGUGCACAGGGAGUCGGCAUCUGUGACAGCUGCCACGACUGGACUACUGGGGAGUUCUGCCAGUAUUGCAAGGCUGGCAGCUAUGGCAAUGCAACAUCUCCUGAAGGUUGCCGAGGCUGUAACUGCAACGAACACGGUAACACAGCCCUGGGCGUUUGUGACACAGUGACAGGAGUCUGCUAUUGUCAGGACAACACGGAGGGACCAACCUGCAACAAGUGCAAGAAAGGUUACUACGGGGACCCCAGGCGUGGUGGCACCUGCUACUUCCAGUGUAUGGCACGAGGUAUGCUGACCAGCUGGGAGCCACAGGGCCUGGGCUCCAGGCUGGCCGAGAUGAGUGCCUGGGAGUCCCGACAGGGCCCACCGUCUCGUGAAUGUCUCUGGAUCAUCAGUCCACACGACUUACACAACAAGACUGAAGUUUCCAGUGUAAUCCAGUUGGUGAUAGACCCGGAUAUCUCGGUGACAUGUGGGGACAACAGUGUGUACGUGUAUGAUGGGUUGCCAGACUUUGUAUCCAUGGGUACUCACCAGAGUCAGGUGUUGGGAGUGUUCUGUACCCAGGAUACCAUCUACCCGGUCACUGUUGAGGCUAGAUCAGGGAUGAUGACUGUGCACUACAAGCAGGGAGAUCCGCUGGAAGGGUUCAAUGCCUCGGUGACUGUGUUGACGUGCCCCGAUAGAUGUCCCCGGAACCGGGUGUGUCGCCAGGGAGCCUGUGUGUGUCCGGAGGGAACAACAGGACCGGACUGCAGUGAUCAGCUGUGCUCCAACAACUGCACAGCUGACCUUAAACAGGGCUUCUGCGACAAGGGCUAUGGGCGGUGCCUGUGUACGGAGGGAUGGGGAGGACCACAAUGUGCGACCAGGCUGAGAGCCAAUCAACUGGUCUUCACUGAGCUGUUUAAUUCUGCGCACCUCGCUGAUAACCUGGACCACUUGCGUAAGAUGUUGCCACGGUUUGGCCACUCGCUGCUGACCGACCGACGUGGCUCACUCUGGCUGUUUGGCGGGUACUCACUCUCCCACGGUCCACUCAACGAUAUCCGCCUCUUCGACACAAAGAACAACACAUGGAUGCAGGUGACAAUAGACUCUACAAACGACAUCAACAUGCCUCAAGGUCGCUACUUCCACGCAGCAGAGAUAGUACAGUCCAAGCGUGAAAUAUUCGUGUAUGGAGGACUCACGCAGAAAGAAACCAAUGUGCCUGGAGUUUCAAACAGUACUCUCAACGACUUCUGGAAGUUCAGUCUGAAGAAUCAGCGUUGGAUUGAUAUCCAGACUGCUACAGCUCCCCCACCUCUGGCGGGUCACACUCUGACACUGCGGCGGGGCCCGGAGUCUGAGAGUCUACUGCUCAUCGGAGGGUUCAGCCCCAACUUUGGUUUCCUGCAGUCGGUGUGGGAGUUCGACCUAGCCACUGAGAACUGGACAGAGCUGGAGACCUUUGGAAAUGGACCUCUGGGAGUGUACGGACACAGCACAGUGUACCACGUGCCCACUGCCAGCUUCUACGUGUUUGGAGGCUACACGUACGCUGUUAACCGUACGUUUAUAUCUAACAAACUGUACACAUUCCACUACCCGUCGCAGACUUGGUCCGUCCUACCCACUUUUGAGGAGUACAACCCACCCAGGAUGCAACUGCCACAGCCAAGGUUCCUGCACACGGCUGUGACGACUGAUGAGUUUCUGUUGGUGUUCGGAGGUCGUAGUGUCACGCCCACAACGCAGGACUCACUCAUCGCCUACUCGUACGCCUGCAACCAAUGGAUCAGGCUGUUGUCCAAAGAUGUAGUUGUUGUGGGCAACCCUCCGCCGGCCACCUACGCCCAUGCCAUGGCUCUGGAUCCCGAGACCACCAACAGUACAGUUGCGUACGUGAUGGGAGGCUUUGCUGGAGGUAUACAGAGCCAUGUCACUCGCAUCUCUUUGCCGUCUGAUUUGUGCCGUCUCUGGACCAACAAGGACAAGUGCAGGUCAUUUCUGGGAUGUUCGUACUGUGCUGUGAUCAGCGAGACUGGCAAUUCCACCAGCUACUGCUACAGCAACUCCCGUGGUGCGAUAAGUGACCCGUGCCGUGGCCUGGAGGGGACUCACAAGACUAACAACGGUGUCAUGUGUAACCGGGAGUUCCUCGGGCAGCGAACCUGCGAGCAGUACACCACCUGCACGGACUGUCUGGCACGCUGGCCCUCACACUGGGACGAGCCUCCGGUGUGUAAAUGGUGUGGCAAGUGCUCGAGGGCGCGCUGUGUGCCAGCGACUGCCGACUGUGACAGAGAUAACAAAUGCCGCGUGGUGACAAAUGUGACUCAGUGCGCGGAGACACAGUGUGCUGCCAGCGAUUGUAACAAAUGUCACGCCCUCGGCAACUGUCUCUGGACCAGACAAGCGAUGCUGACUACGGAGCAAGGAGUGAAGGUCACCGAAGAUCCCAUCUACGACUGGAGCUGUGUUACUCAGGAGUUCACGUCUAGGAUCAGUAUCCCAAUGAAGACAAGCAGUGCUGUUUGUCCAGCACGCUGCAGCGAGCAUAAGGACUGUGACAGCUGUCUCACCUCUCAGGGAGCAGAAGGAGGGUGGCACGAGUGUCACUGGUCAGUGGAAUUAAACGAGUGCGUAGCUCCGAGCUACCAGCCUCUGUACUGCGCCGGGGGCACCUGUGGCCUGGUACUCUCAGGCGGCAGUAAUGAGCACUGUCCACAGGCGUGUAAGAGCUACAAGCAGUGCUCCACCUGCCUGCGCCAUGCCCACUGUGGCUGGUGCUCUCUGGACGGCACCAACUCUACCGGCCAGGGAGUCUGUUAUGAAGGGUCGUUGGACCGGCCUGCAUCGGGACCAGAGAAAGAGACGUGCGAUGCUCUGUACAGCAGAGAGCACCAGGAUGUGCCAGAGACAGCAGUGUUCUCAUGGCACUACGUGCGCUGCCCACCCGAGAACGAGUGUGAGAAUGGCCACCAUAGUUGUGAUGCUGAAAGUGAGCAAUGUGUUGAUCUGCCACAUGGCUACAAGUGUGUCUGCGGCAGUGGCUACCGCUCCGACAACAACGACUGUGUCCCGGUGUGCCCUAAGGGGUGUGUGCGAGGGACCUGUGUGGCACCUGACCACUGCCGCUGUGACUUCGGCUACGUAGGGGCCAACUGCUCUAUACAGUGUCAGUGUAACGGGCACUCAGAGUGUGAGGGUCCGGACCGGCUGGACCGAUGUGUCAAGUGUCACAACAACACGCAAGGCCCUCAGUGUCAGCAUUGUCGACCGUUGUAUGUGGGUGACCCGACCGAGGGCGGCGAGUGUGUGCCUUGUGUGGACUACUGCAACGGUCACACGCACGUCUGUGUCAAUGAGAGCGUCACCGAGUUUCCCUUCUCUCCCUCCACCCCUACACAGGAGAUCAUUGACUAUCUUGGGCUGGGGCCAACCACCAGAGCCAAAUGUGUGUGGUGUGGGAAUCACACAAUGGGAGAGAAAUGUCAAGACUGUAUGGAGGGCUUCUUCCGGGGCUCUGAGGACCACCGGGCCAGCUGCCGACCCUGUGAGUGUCACGGACACGGAGACACUUGCGAUCCCAUCACGGGAGAGAAGUGCAACUGUGCCAACAAUACCGAGAGUGACCCAACCUGCCAAAGCUCCAAGAACAGCCACCACUGCUGGGCCCUGCAAUGCUCCAAGUGCCGAGAUUCAUACUUUGGCACACCUACAGAUGGCCACCAAUGCUACAAGCAGAUGAACGUCGACUACAAGUUCUGUCUGGAUGCCAAACUGAUCGAGGAUUGCAAGACAAAACUCAAGCCUCUUGCAGUCGCUCAGACGGUGUUUUUCAUGGUGCAACCACGCUUCAUGAAUGUGGAUAUCCGCCUGACUGUGGACGUUACCCAGGGCGGGCUUGACUUGUUCGUGAGUCCUAGGGAUGACACGUUUGUGGUGGAUGUCAACAUGUCAACUGGAGCUCACACAAUCAACAUGGAUACAAGAUACAUCUGGCAUCCUAGUGAUGAGAGUGUACAGCUGGAGAACGAGAAUGGUUCGUCCAAUGUGUGGCAUUCGGGUCAGGUGUUCAACGUGAUGGAGCGCCAGGCCAAGGGACUUACCACCUUCAUUACACUGGGACAGCGCAACACUCUGCUGUUUGUGCGCAACCUCACCACCAACCGACUUGUCCUUACUCUGCCAGAGAAGGUGCACGAACUGGGAUCCACGCGGUUCUACAUCGCGGUCACUGCGGUGAACCAGGCGUACGGAACAAAUUUUUUUCCGCCAAGACCAGCUUCACAUAGAUCUCUUUGUUUUCUUCUCCGUGUUCUUCUCUUGCUUCUUCCUGUUCCUGGCGGCGUGUGUUGUGGCGUGGAAGGCCAAGCAGGCGGCAGACGUACGUAG
Molecule: messenger RNA, 8365 nt
Organism: Homalodisca vitripennis (glassy-winged sharpshooter)
Lineage: Eukaryota; Metazoa; Arthropoda; Insecta; Hemiptera; Cicadellidae
Gene: Megf8
Product: multiple epidermal growth factor-like domains protein 8
Exons: 41
Coding region: 179-8365 (2728 amino acids)
Molecular function (GO): calcium ion binding; protein binding
Source: RefSeq, a predicted model, not a curated record